CUUGAACCCAGGAGGCAGAGGUUGCAGUGAGCCAAGAUCACGCCACCGCACUGCAGCCUGGGCAACAGAGCAAGACUCCAUCUCAAAAAAUAAAAUUAAAAAAGCAGAAAGCCUCCAAGAGCCUAAGGCUCUCAAACAUCUUGGUCUCUGCUAAGUAGAGGCUCAGAGACUUAGAGGCCCUGCCUCAGCUGGGGCUUUGAGAUGUGUGAGCAAUGGCUGGGGACUGCAGGCCCGGGAAUCUGAGAGCCUCACCCCACUUCCUUUCCAGAGCCAUGACCUCAGGCUCACCUCCUGCCCUCCUCUCUGGCAAGUUGCAGAUGCCCUUUAGGGCCCCGGCCAUGCCCCGGAUGUGAGGGUCUGAGUCACCAGUUUGGCAGUGCCCCUCAAAGCCCAGGCCUGGGCUGCCGCCCACCUGAGGACGAGGAGUGGGCCAGCUGCUGUGCUCCAGUUGCUGAGGCCUCUUGGGAUCUUGGGAACCCCAUCUCUGAGCCCCGCCCCAUUGCCCCACCCCUCCCAAGGAGGGAAAAGGCGGCUGCCAGUCGCUCAACUCAGGCACUGGGACAUAGAGCUCAGAAGACCGAGAGGACAGACUGCCACGCUGCCACCACAGGCUGGACCAUGGACCCCCAAGAGAUGGUCGUCAAGAACCCAUAUGCCCACAUCACCAUCCCCCGGGCUCACCUGCGGCCUGACCUGGGGCAGCAGAUAGAAGUGGCUUCCUCCUGUUCCUCAUCCUCAGAGAUGCAGCCACUGCCAGUGGGGCCCUGUGCCCCGGGGCCAACCCGCCUCGUGCAGCCGACUGAGGUCCCAGGGCCCAAGGGCAUCAAGGGUGACCAGAGGGCUGCCCCCAUCCAGAACCAUCAGGCCUGGCAACAGCCUGGCAACCCCUACAACAGCAGUCAGCGCCCGGCCGGACUGACCUAUGCCGGCCCUCCGCCUGUGGGGCGUGGCGAUGACAUCGCCCACCACUGCUGCUGCUGCCCCUGCUGCCGCUGCUGCCACUGCCCCCCUUUCUGCCGCUGCCACAGUUGCUGCUGCUGUGUCAUCUCCUAGCCCAGCCCACCCUGCCAGGGCCAGGACCCAGGCCUCAGCAAAGGUGACUCAGGCAGUGCCCGGACAUUCGGGGUGGCUGUUGUCAUGGGCGUCAGCCCCUUCCCACCAGGGACUGGGGCACAGACCCACCAGGAAGGUGGCCGCUCAGCCCGAGCUCCUGAAACGGAAUCCCAGGCCCUGGCUGGAGAGGGACACUCCUGAUUAUCUUAAGGUCCACGCAAUAAAGCAGGGUGAUCUUCCUCCCA
Rhinopithecus roxellana (golden snub-nosed monkey) is the source of this 1298-nucleotide messenger RNA. RefSeq names its product cysteine rich tail 1 (gene CYSRT1). Bases 619 to 1053 code for a protein of 144 amino acids. The record is from RefSeq and is a predicted model, not a curated record. Lineage: Eukaryota; Metazoa; Chordata; Mammalia; Primates; Cercopithecidae. The transcript has 2 exons.